This is a messenger RNA of Contarinia nasturtii (swede midge), 948 nucleotides long. RefSeq names its product barH-like 2 homeobox protein. The coding region runs from base 31 to 744 and encodes 237 amino acids. The transcript is spliced from 4 exons. NCBI's taxonomy places the organism in Eukaryota, Metazoa, Arthropoda, Insecta, Diptera, Cecidomyiidae. Gene Ontology annotation, molecular function: DNA-binding transcription factor activity, RNA polymerase II-specific; RNA polymerase II cis-regulatory region sequence-specific DNA binding. Gene Ontology annotation, cellular component: nucleus. The record is from RefSeq and is a predicted model, not a curated record. Gene Ontology annotation, biological process: regulation of transcription by RNA polymerase II; animal organ development.
GUGAAAAAAAAAUUUGUACGAAAAACAAAAAUGCAAGAGAGUUCGAAAUCAUUUUUAAUUAAAGAUUUAUUGCGUGACUUAGUUCACAAUGUUGAAUCAUCGACGGCAGACUUGGAACCAAAUUUAGACGAAACUGACGAAAAUAUAAAUGUUGACAUCGAAGAAAGGUCGUCAUCGGAAUCAGAUUUUACCGAUUAUCAACCUCCAGUAACAUCGAUGCAAUUGAAUAUUGGAAACAGCCGAAUGAACGACAUGUUUCCCAAGCAUAAUUUGCUAAAUGAAAAUCAAAGAUUGACGUCUGACCUUAAAUCUGGAUUUCAAACACACGUCCUUAAAGUUGGACGGAAGCCACGCCGUCGACGAACUGCGUUUACUCAUUCGCAGUUGGCAUAUUUGGAACGUAAAUUUCGAUGUCAGAAAUAUUUAUCGGUUGCCGAUCGAAGUGAUGUCGCUGAUGCACUGAAUUUAAGCGAAACUCAAGUGAAAACAUGGUAUCAAAACCGACGAACCAAAUGGAAAAGGCAGAAUCAACUAAGACUAGAGCAGUUGAGACAUCAAGCAACAAUCGAUAAAGAUAUUUUGUCGUCGACCGGUGAUCAUAAUACUGCAACUUCAAUGGCGUGCUGUCCACCUACGUCACUUUCAUCAUUUUCUGCACCAAACUCUUGCACAUUUUUGACAUCAGCCGCGGCUGCCGCAGCUAUUUUCCGAAAUGUUGGCUAUGUUCAUGGCUGCCCCUUGUAAAAUAUAUCGCAACAGCAUCGAACUCAUUCUUGAAAUAAUUUUAAUUUUGUGCAAUAGAUUUUUUGAUCGAUCAAUAAAUACUUUUUCCUCACAAACAAAAACCAUCUGAUGUUAUUCACUCCAGCAUUACACACGACAACAUUUUUAAAUCACAAUCGUACAAAUCUAAAAACAGAACGAAAAUUACCCUCACAUGAAAAAUGA